Tuber melanosporum (Perigord truffle) is the source of this 632-nucleotide messenger RNA. RefSeq lists its product as uncharacterized. The record is from RefSeq and is a predicted model, not a curated record. Bases 133 to 459 code for a protein of 108 amino acids. NCBI's taxonomy places the organism in Eukaryota, Fungi, Ascomycota, Pezizomycetes, Pezizales, Tuberaceae. The transcript is spliced from 2 exons.
UAUAUCCUUUUAGUCUCCCUCUUGGAACGAAGGGACGAACGAACAAACUCUAUCGUUCCCUCCUAUCGAUUUUUUUCAGCAAAAUAGUUCCGUGAAGGACACAUUUUUAUUGCGCAUAAUACGCCCACAAACAUGCCAUCACCGCUGCAGGCCCUGCUCUUUCUCCUCCUCCAAUCGCUCACAACCCCCGCCUCCGCUUUCCCGAGGAGAGCCCGACUCGACGUUAGCGGGGGAUCGGGGGGUUCUGCUACCGGCCGAACCACAGUAGAAAUAAAGUCCCCAGGCAUAAUCGCAGGAAUAGCUCUCGGGUCGAUCGCACUCGUAAUAAUCCUCCUGGCGGCAUUCAUCUGGCGGCGAAAGGUCUGGCAGGAUCGACAGGAUCAGGAGGAUUGGGAACGGGCGGGGAGGAGCAUGCUGGAUGGUGCGGAGCCACUGGCGGCGGUGGGGAGGGAUGGGUAGUUGGAGGAGGAGCAGGGGCUUGUGGAGAAGGGAGCGGAGGGGAGGGGGACUUAAGGGAACGCUUUGAGUAGAUGGGCAGGGGGAUGGAAUGGGUUGUGUUGCCAUUUUCCCUUUUGCAAUUAUCCCUUAUUUCACCAUGUAUCAUACAAAAUCAUUCGAAGCAGUUUCCCAAA